AUGGUCUAUGUUGGUCCAAUGAGAAUUGAGGGUUUUGAACCUGUUACACAAGUGUUGGAGUUGGGAAUUAUUGUUCACUCUGUUAUUAUUAGAAUUUCAUUGGGAGCUUCAGAUAAUCCUGACACGAUAAGACCACUAGUAGCUGCGUUGACUUUUCAUCAAUUCUUUGAAGGCAUGGGACUUGGAAGCUGUAUAUCUCAGGCAAACUUCAAGAGAGUAUCUGUCACAGUGAUGGGAUUGUUCUUUGCAUUGACUAUUCCAAUCUGGGUUGGUAUUGGCAUAGGAAUUUCAAGUGUUUAUAAUGAAAACAGUCCAACUGCUCUUAUUGUGGAAGGAGUUUUUAAUGCACCUUCAGCAGGGAUUUUAAUUUACAUGGCUCUGGUUGAUCUUCUUGCCAAUGAUUUCAUGAGUCCAAGAAUGCAACAAAGUAGCAUACUCUGUUUUGGAGCCAAUGUUUCUCUUUUGCUGGGAGCUGGUUUGAUGUCUCUCAUCGCUAAAUGGACUUAAGAAAU
Molecule: messenger RNA, 512 nt
Organism: Vigna angularis (adzuki bean)
Lineage: Eukaryota; Viridiplantae; Streptophyta; Magnoliopsida; Fabales; Fabaceae
Product: zinc transporter 8-like
Exons: 3
Coding region: 1-507 (168 amino acids)
Biological process (GO): zinc ion transmembrane transport
Cellular component (GO): plasma membrane
Molecular function (GO): zinc ion transmembrane transporter activity
Source: RefSeq, a predicted model, not a curated record